CAUUGUCACCUUUUAUUUAUUUUUUUAAAAUUUUUAAAAAUUCAGUUUUGUUUUAAGUUAUUGACAAAAGUGAGGGUUUAAUGAGAAUAAAAAUUUGUUUUAAAGUAGAGCCAAAAUAGAAGAGAAGAUUUUAUCAUGGCUUGCAUGAAGCUGGGAUCAAAAUCUGAGUUGUUUCUUCUUGAUGGUCGUACCUGGCUUUGCUCAACCGGGCUAGCAAGUGAUGUCAUCAUUGAAGUUGGAGAAACGUCCUUCCAUCUGCACAAGUUUCCGUUACUUUCAAAAAGUAAAGUACUAGAAGAGCUUACAGGAGAAUGUCGCAGUGAGGAUGGGAAAAAGAGUGUUCUGCGACUUGAUGACGUACCUGGCGGAGCUAAAACCUUCUUACUUGUAGCAAAAUUCUGCUACGGAGUGAAAAUUGAAAUUUCUGCCAUGAAUGUAGUCAGUCUGAGAUGUGCUGCCGAGUAUCUUCACAUGACAGAAGAGUACGGAGAAGGAAAUCUCAUCGCACAAACAGAAAAUUUCCUCAAUGAAAUCUUUGGAAACUGGAGGGAUUCCCUUAAAGCUCUUGAAACCUGUGAAGAAGUUUUACCACAGGCAGAAGAGCUUCAUAUAGUUUCAAGAUGCAUCAAUUCCGUGGCAAUGAAAGCUUGCGCAGACCCAAGUUUAUUCAGUUGGCCCGUGUCAGGCAGCAGCGAUUUGAAGAAUCCAGAAGGAACGAUAUUUUGGAAUGGGAUACGUACUUCUUCCAAGCCACAACCAGUUGGUGAGGAUUGGUGGUAUGAGGAUGUUUCGUUCCUUAGACUAACCCUAUAUAGAAGGCUAAUUCUCGUUCUCGGUGCAAGCGGAAUGAAGACGGAGAAGGUGGUUGGGGCUUUAAUGUAUUACGCAAGGCGGCAUCUUCCUUUGUUAGGCAGGCAAUCAGGUGCAAAGAAUGGGAACCAUAAUGCAGUAGAUGCAGAUCAAAGAAAACUCCUCGAAGAACUAGCAGAACUAUUACCUGAUCGAAAAGGUGCCACGCCGAGCAGGUUUCUGCUUAGGCUUCUGCGAACAGCCAUUAUGUUGCAAGCUAGUUCAUCUUGCCAGGAGAGCUUAGAGAAACGGAUUGGUGCACAGUUGGACCAAGCAGCUCUUGAAGACAUUAUGAUACCCAAUAUGGGGUACUCCGUGGAAACCCUCUAUGAUAUCGAUUGUGUUCAGCGGAUUCUUGAUCAUUUCUUGCUCUUGGAUCGUGAUAAUCCUACAUCGAAUUUUAUCGUAGACGAGGGACAAAUGAUGGGAGAUUCCCAUUCACCAACUCCGAUGACAAUGGUAGCAAAUCUGAUAGAUAAUUACCUAGCAGAAGUGGCGCCUGAUAAUAACUUAAAGCUAUCAAAAUUUCAGUCACUUGCUGCUUCUUUACCGGAUUAUGCCAGACAAUUGGACGACGGAAUUUAUCGCGCCAUUGAUAUAUACCUCAAGGCUCAUCCAUGGCUUACAGAUUCCGAAAGGGAACAACUAUGUAGGCUCAUGAACUGCCAGAAACUUUCAUUAGAAGCAAGCACACACGCUGCUCAAAACGAAAGAUUACCACUCAGAGUCAUAGUCCAAGUCUUAUUCUUUGAACAACUACGACUCCGAACCUCAAUUGCUGGUUGGUUUUUCGUUUCCGACGACCUCCAAAAUUCGCAAAAUCCAAGUGGAAACCUUGCUAUCACAAGAAAUGAUGCGCAUACUGGUGGUACCACACUAGGCCGGAUUGUAGCAGUCGAUGAAAUGAAAGAUCGAGUUUCGGAUCUCGAAAAAGAAUGCUUGAACAUGAAGGAAGAGAUUGAGAAGAUCAUGGAAACAAAAGGGAGUUGGAAUUUGUUAUUGAGGAGGCUUGGUUUUAGUAGAUCAAAGGCAAAGCUAAAAGCUAGUAAAUCCAAGGAGUCACCAACAUCUUCUACACCACUCUUGCAUGGAAAACAAAAUUACAGUGCUGAAUUAGGUGAUGAGCAUCAAAAAAACAUAUGAAGUUUUUUAUUUUUAACAUUUCUUUAUUUUCUAACUUAUGGAAGCUAACUAGUUUUGAUAAAUGUUUAUGGUUGGUUGGUUUAGUUAAUUCUGUAAUUAUUUUUUAGGUAGCAUUAUAAUUUUAGCACUCUUUCCCUUUAUUUUUGAAUAUUAGAAGUUUGAAGUUUUGAUUA
Mercurialis annua (annual mercury) is the source of this 2165-nucleotide messenger RNA. Its product is annotated as BTB/POZ domain-containing protein At5g03250-like. The transcript is spliced from 4 exons. The record is from RefSeq and is a predicted model, not a curated record. Gene Ontology annotation, molecular function: protein binding. Lineage: Eukaryota; Viridiplantae; Streptophyta; Magnoliopsida; Malpighiales; Euphorbiaceae. The coding region runs from base 136 to 1992 and encodes 618 amino acids.